AUGGAGGAUCCUCCGCUUGCAUCACUGUCUUUGACGCAUGUCCAUUAUAAUCCCGCCGACCGCAUCUCGUACCUAUGCGCGUGGCUGGCUCUCGUCCCGCAAGGACUAUGCGUCGUCUACGCAACCCUCAUAUGGUCGAACCGCGAGAUUGAGAUUUUCUUGAUGUUUGCCGGUCAGAUGGCAUGUGAGGCGCUCAAUUGGGUGCUGAAGCGCUACAUCAAGGAAGACCGACCGCGGGAAAUGCACGGCAAGGGCUACGGGAUGCCAUCCUCGCAUGCUCAAUUUGUCUCCUUCUUCUCGGUAACUUUGACGCUGUUCCUCCUCUUUCGACACGUCCCGCACCCGACUGAGACCCACACGCCCUUCACAUUUGGCGGACGUUUCCUCCUCUCGCUCAUCGCAAUAGCUUGUGCCGGAGCUGUAGCCUCAAGUCGCAUAUAUUUGAGUUACCAUACGAAUAAACAAGUCCUCGUUGGAUGUGCAGCUGGUGCCAUCUUCGCCUUUGUGUGGUUUGGUUUCACGACAUAUCUGAGAAGAGCUGGAUGGAUUGAAUGGGCGCUUGAGACUUGGAUACUUCGCAUACUCCGUGUGAGAGAUUUAGUCGUACAGGAGGACCUGGUCGAUUCGGGCUGGGCACGGUGGGAAGACAGAAGGAAGCGCCAGGCUUCGUUCCGAGUCCAGGGCAAGAAGAGCAAGUGA
Cucurbitaria berberidis CBS 394.84 is the source of this 699-nucleotide messenger RNA. Its product is annotated as DOLPP1 protein. Gene Ontology annotation, molecular function: dolichyldiphosphatase activity. Lineage: Eukaryota; Fungi; Ascomycota; Dothideomycetes; Pleosporales; Cucurbitariaceae. The record is from RefSeq and is a predicted model, not a curated record. Gene Ontology annotation, cellular component: endoplasmic reticulum membrane; intracellular membrane-bounded organelle. The transcript has 3 exons. Bases 1 to 699 code for a protein of 232 amino acids. Gene Ontology annotation, biological process: protein N-linked glycosylation; lipid biosynthetic process.